AUGGGGCCACCUCUCUCAUCAGUCAUCGCUAACAUCUUCAUGGAACAUUUCGAGCACCAAGCACUCAAGACUGCGGACAAACCUCCUUCACUCUGGCUCCGCUACGUCGACGACACCUUUGUCAUCUGGCCGCACAGCACACCCGACCUUCACCAGUUUCUCAACCACCUCAACCACCAGCACCCCAGCAUCAAGUUCACCAUGGAGACCCAACGCGACAAUUCAAUUCCAUUUCUAGACGUUCUCAUCACUAAGACACCGUCUGGAUUCCCAUCUCACCAGGUGUACCAAAAACCUACCCACACAGACCGCUACCUCAACUUCCGCUCACACCACCACCCGUCCAUCCACCAAUCAGUCGCCGACACCCUCGUCAGACAAGCCCACCAACUCAGCGACAAGGCACACUUACAACAAAAACUGAAACACGUGACCAAUGCACUCACCACCAUCAACCAUUACCCCAGAAGAAGGAUCAACACUCAUCCAUCCAGUCACCAACCCAGCACCAACAGCACCAAAAACCCAUCCGAAACCAAGCCCAUCGCUACCAUAGUACUUCCCUACAUCGGCAAGACUUCACACCGACUACAACGCAUCCUUCACUCUGCCAGCAUCCUCGUCAGACACCAAUCCUCUCGUAAGCUACACUCCAUCCUUCACUUUCAUAAGGACAAGCACCCAUUCAACAAGCAACCAGGCGUCUACAAGAUCCCCUGCGACUGCGGCAAAGUCUACAAAGGAGAAACCGGCCGAGUCUUCGACACCAGACUCAAGGAACACAAGACCCACCACCGACGCAGCGACUGGGACCGAUUUGCCAUCGUCAAGCACGCACAACAAGAGAAUCACCGCAUAGAAUGGAAGAAGAGCCACCUAAUCAACAAGAUCCGGCACUGGAAUACCAGAAGGGUCAGGGAAGCCAUUUAG
This is a messenger RNA of Lytechinus variegatus (green sea urchin), 930 nucleotides long. RefSeq lists its product as uncharacterized. The record is from RefSeq and is a predicted model, not a curated record. Lineage: Eukaryota; Metazoa; Echinodermata; Echinoidea; Temnopleuroida; Toxopneustidae. Bases 1 to 930 code for a protein of 309 amino acids. The transcript has a single exon.